UCCCGGGGCCCGGCCCGGCCCGCCGCGCACCCAUGGCCGCCUUCCUGCAGCUGGAGAGCCGGGAGGCCGGGAGCUGCCUCGGCAAGUUCGUCUUCGACUGCGAGUUGACGGGCAGUACCAGGUCCUAUACCUUUAAGGUGGAUGAAGAUGACGACUCUGAGCACAUCCUGGCCCUGUCUAUGGUCUGCCUGACAGACGGCGCAAAGGACGAAUGCAACGUGGUGGAAGUUGUGGGGCGUAACCGUCAGAACCAGGAGAUUGCUGUGCCAGUGGCCAAUCUGAAGCUGUCAUGCCAACCCACGCUCAGCCUGGACAACUUCCAGCUCCAACCACCUGUGACCUUCCACCUGAAAUCCGGCUCUGGCCCCGUGCACCUCUCCGGACGGCACCAGAUCAUGCACAGGAGAGCACCCUCUGAGGAAGAGGAGAGCGCAGAAGAGGAAGAGGAAGAGCUCAUCCCCGUCAUGCCAGCCAAGAAGCAGCGAAGGAGGCAGUAGCUGGGAGGUGCUGCCCUGCCCCGGGACGGCUGGUCUCCUGGGACUUCUCUGGUUUACGUGUCAAUUUGCUGCUUGUUUGUUCCUGUCAGGCUUGGGGGGCUCCCUCCCAUUGAGGGAAUGCACUGGGGUGAGCCCUGCCCCCGCACAGGGCCAUGGAGGCUGUUACUGGGGAGCUCUGCUUUUUGCAGUGACAUCCCCAGCACCUGGAGGCAAGCCAGCAAAGCAAUCAGUGUCAUGCUCUGCCAACCCCGCGCCCCACCUGUGUUUCUGGGGCUUGUUCCCUGUUUCCUUGCUCUGCGAACCAGCCCUUUGCUUGGUCCGGCUGGGCCCUGCUCUGUUGCACCCUCUGAGAUGCCAACAGACCUCCCGCUGGAGCCGGGGGAGUGCAGCUAGAGCGGUCGGUUUCACCUUGCGAUUCUGGGGCUGCCUAGUGCUGAGUGGGGCGGUGGCAUCUCUCUCUCCCCAUGUCAGAGUUUCUAUUCAUGGGGGGAGAGGGAUGUUAAGCCCCUUUUUUAAUAUUUGCUGCCUUUACACAUGGAAGUUUUAGGGGUAACCUUGUCCCCACCCCCGAGAACCCCAGGCUCCUUUCCCCAGUGCAAUAUCUCGGUGAGUCGGGUGUGUAUAUGGCACCUUUGACCUUGGCAUCCAAGAUCCAUCUGUGCUGCGGCCUUGUCUGGGUGUCACCGGAUCGUGCCAGGUCUGGGCUGCCUUUGGGUCCCCCCUGCCCCUGCUGGAUGGUCAGGGGUUCCCCAGCCAAACCCCACCUCUGUAAAGGGCUAUUUACACCUUGUAAUAAACGUUUCUAAUUGGAUGUCAGCUGCGCA
This is a messenger RNA of Chelonoidis abingdonii (Abingdon island giant tortoise), 1321 nucleotides long. The record is from RefSeq and is a predicted model, not a curated record. Lineage: Eukaryota; Metazoa; Chordata; Testudines; Testudinidae.